Messenger RNA from Knipowitschia caucasica, 366 nucleotides. NCBI's taxonomy places the organism in Eukaryota, Metazoa, Chordata, Actinopteri, Gobiiformes, Gobiidae. The record is from the annotation of a GenBank genome assembly.
AUGAGCGAAUGGAUGGGUGAGUGGCUGAGAGCAGAUGCACCUCAGAGCACCUCAGAGCACCCUAUAGCGCGUCGGGUGGGACCUGUGGGCCACGUGAGGUGUGAGAGCGCACCAGGGGUGUCUUUCCCAGUGCUGGUGGCACCAGCUCUCUGCGCCUCAGCUCUCUUCCCUCACUGUGUAUGUGCUGCUUGUUUGUUUGUCCUGGAGAGGCUGGACGGGGGACUAAUGCGAGCCCGGGGGCCAGCCAGGUCGGAGACGCCGCUAAACCCGAGCCGCCUGCUGCAGAGCUGCUCCGUGGCCACGGCCGAAGCCUUGUUUGGACUGCAGCUCCGGUUUGCUUUCUUAGAGGAAGCUGAGCUGCUGUAA